Gilbertella persicaria is the source of this 420-nucleotide messenger RNA. RefSeq lists its product as uncharacterized. The coding region runs from base 91 to 327 and encodes 78 amino acids. The transcript has 2 exons. NCBI's taxonomy places the organism in Eukaryota, Fungi, Mucoromycota, Mucoromycetes, Mucorales, Choanephoraceae. The record is from RefSeq and is a predicted model, not a curated record.
CCACCUUUUUCGAACAAAAUGUCCAAGUGGUAGUGGAACGACUGUAUUUCUUUCUUUCUUUCUUUCUUUAUUCUUCUUUUUUUCUUCAACAUGAAGCUGUCGUAUUGUUUUGUUUUCUUGUGCUUUCUUAUAGCCCUGGCUGAAUGUUCUGUUCAAGAAAAGGCACAUGUAUCAAAUGCAACUACUUAUAUGCAUUCAGACAUGAAUGAAAGAAUUUUAAUCAAAAGAAAACAACAUGCUUCUUCAGAUACCAGUAUGUCAACUACUGCCUCAGACCCAUUAUUUGCACUUGUUAUAUUUGUGGCGCUAAGCUCACUUAUGUUUUAAUCAGCCUUACUUAUAUAUUAUAUCUCUGUAAAUAUUUGUAUACCCCAUCUAGACAAUAAUAAAAAAUAUAUGUUUGAACAUAUUUCAUCAUGA